Trichechus manatus latirostris (Florida manatee) is the source of this 5109-nucleotide messenger RNA. It is a transcript of the gene IPMK, whose product is annotated as inositol polyphosphate multikinase. The transcript is spliced from 6 exons. Gene Ontology annotation, biological process: inositol phosphate biosynthetic process. Lineage: Eukaryota; Metazoa; Chordata; Mammalia; Sirenia; Trichechidae. The record is from RefSeq and is a predicted model, not a curated record. Gene Ontology annotation, cellular component: nucleus; cytoplasm. Bases 323 to 1573 code for a protein of 416 amino acids. Gene Ontology annotation, molecular function: inositol-1,4,5-trisphosphate 3-kinase activity; inositol tetrakisphosphate kinase activity.
AGGGGCCCAGGGAGCGCGGGGCGCCGCCGCUGCUCCUCCGCUCAGUUCCGUCUCCAGGGCAGCGCCGGGGCUGGCGGCCACAGCGGCAGAGCUGCGGGAGCCGGGAGCCGCGCUCCACCGAGAGUUGGGCAGAGGAGCGCCCGCGCCUCACCGGCGUAAUGGGCCCCCUCCCCGGGCCUCAGCGAGCACCAUCGGCGGGUACCCCCGGGCCUCCUCGCGGCCAAGCCUGAGCGAGCGACCCUCGGGCUCCCCGCCGCACCUUUCCUCCUCCCUUUUUUUCCUGCUGUCGCCGCUGCCGCCGUCACCGCUUCAGCUCUCCGUUAUGGCAACGGAGCCGCCAUCCCCCCUCCGGCUCGAGGCCCCGGGUUCCCCCGAAAUGAAGAUCCCGCCGGCGAGCGAGGCCGUCCCCGAGGGCACCCCGCAGCCGGCGGGCGGCAGGCUCCGCUUCCUCAACGGCUGCGUUCCCCUGUCGCAUCAGGUGGCCGGGCACAUGUACGGGAAGGACAAAGUGGGUAUAUUGCAACAUCCAGAUGGCACAGUUUUGAAACAGUUACAGCCACCUCCAAGGGGUCCAAGAGAGCUGGAAUUCUAUAAUAUGGUUUAUGCUGCUGAUUGUAGUGACAGUGUUCUUUUAGAGCUACGAAAAUAUUUGCCAACAUACUAUGGCAUCUGGUCACCUCCCACUGCACCAAAUGAUUUAUACCUAAAACUGGAAGAUGUGACCCAUAAAUUUAAAAAGCCCUGUAUAAUGGAUGUAAAAAUAGGGCGUAAAAGCUAUGAUCCUUAUGCCUCAUCAGAGAAGAUUCAGCAACAAGUCAGCAAGUACCCAUUAAUGGAAGAGAUUGGGUUCUUGGUGCUUGGCAUGAGGGUUUAUCAUGUUCAUUCUGAUAGCUAUGAGACACAAAACCAGCACUAUGGACGAGGCUUAACAAAAGAAACUAUAAAGGAUGGAGUCUCCAGGUUUUUUCAUAAUGGUUUCUGCUUAAGAAAAGAUGCUAUUGCUGCCAGUAUUCAGAACAUUGAGAAAAUUCUGCAGUGGUUUGAAAGCCAGAAGCAGCUUAACUUUUACGCAAGUUCAUUACUGUUUGUUUAUGAAGGUUCAUCUCAGCCAACCACUACAAAAUCGAAUGACAGAACUUUAGCAGAAAAGUUUUUGUCCAAAGGACAGCUGUCGGAUACGGAAGUACUGGAGUACAAUAAUAACUUCCAUGUGUUAAGUUCUACAAUGAAUGGAAAAAUAGAGGCUUCAGUAGGCAAAAGCUUGUCUAAGAUGUAUGCUCGUCACAGAAAAAUGUAUUCAAAAAAGCAUCACAGUCAGACUUCAUUGAAAGUUGAAAAUAUGGAGCAAGACAAUGGGUGGAAAAGCAUGUCACAGGAACGUUUAAAUGGAAAUGUACUUUCCAAACUGGAAAAAGUUUUUUACCACCUUCCCACCAGUUGCCAAGAGGUUGCAGAAGUAGAAGUGCGAAUGAUAGAUUUUGCUCAUGUGUUCCCUAGCAACACAAAAGAUGAGGGAUAUGUUUAUGGGCUUAAGCAUUUAAUUACUGUAUUGCGAAGUAUUUUAGACAAUUGAAUCCUUUGCUGCAGUCUUUUUAAAGGGUGGGCCAGUCAUAAUUGAGAGCAGCAGUCAUAUCCCUGCACUUGUAAUACUAUGUAAAAAAUUUGUAUUGUGAGUCUACAUUUUAUUUGUCUUUAUACUUUUGGUAGAGGGGUUAACUUUUUUAUAAUCUUACUCAGGAAAACUAUUUUGUUCAUUAGAAAACUAUGAAGAAUAAAGAAACUUAGGAAUGUUAAGCAGGGAAUGUGGUGGUACAUGGCUUAAACAUCUAUUUGGCUCAAGCAAAAUGCAAACCAUUUUUCAGUCAUUAAGAGUUUAGUUAGCUUUCUGUAGCCGAUUUAUCAUAAAAUCUCUGUCCACCCAACCUUGACAAUGAGCCAUAUCUAAACUAUUAAAUUAUUAGAACACCUACAGAACUCUAGAAAGCACAGGUUGAUGUCGUCAGUAUUGCUAUGUAUGAAGUUAUUAAAACUGGAGAAAAUUCUACUUAGAAAAAGUGUUGUUUAGGUUCUCUGUUAAAAGUUCAGACCAGCAUAUCAAAAGGUGCUUCUUAGUGAAAUUAUUUAGAAUUGUUGCAUUCCAAAAGCAGGUUUUCCCUUUAAUUUCUAUUUAUACAUCUGUAAAUUUCAAAAAUAUUAUACUUCAUGAAAAAGAUAAUUGAAAUGAACAACACCAACAACAAAUGCUUGCCAGGGUGAGGAGAAGAUAGAAGUUAUUUGCAAAGAACGUAAUAUUUUUCUUUUAAAAAUCUUUCAUUUAUGGGAAAAUUGGAGUAUAGAUUUAUGAAGUUGUGAAAAGUGUCAUUGAAAGGUAUAGUACCUUUUACUCUAACUGCAGCUUCAAAAAGAUGGGUGGUUGAAGCUUUGUCUUAUUUCUCCUUUAAAUAACUUUUGAAAGGUUUUUUUUUCUCUUAAAAUUCAUAUUUUUAUGUUUCCAUUUAGUUAAGCAGUAGUAUAAACAUAUGUUGCUAAAAAUAUUGUUUCUUAGAAUUCUGAUAAGCAGUGAAGGACAACAUCAAUAGUGUAAGUGUUAUCAAAAGUACUAUCUUUUAUGAGUUAAUCAGUCCAUUAUAUAGGGUUUGGUUCACGUCUAAAUCCAUGCUUCCCAUCCACUCUUACUCAAAAUGGUUUUAUAUCACAUUCAACAGAGAAAUCUAUUAUAAUCUGAUUUCAUGGGGGGCAUUGCUACUUUUCUUGGAAAAAUCAGAUUUUUAAGUAUUAUUUGUGUUUCACACGCACCACCUUUUUAAAAAUAAUAGUCGUCAUUAAAAAUAUUUAAAACUUUGAAAUUAAAUUUGCAAAUAUAUUUGAUAUUUAUGUUUUCACUUCUUGCAUUUUGAUUCAUUUAAUAACACUUCUAAAUGUUGAAGAAUUUUGCCAUAUUCCUGGAAAAUGUUUUGGAGUUGUGAAUUGCUUGAAUAUUCCCAUCCCCCAAUAAUUACAAAUUAAGCUUUUAAAUCCAAAUGCCUGUUUUGUGGUGUGGAGGAAAGUAUCCCAAUUUUAUGUUUAUCUCAUCUUCCCACUUCUCUCUGAGGGCACUUUGCAAAUACCUGAGUCCAAACAGCGGUACCAAAUGCUCUGUAAAUUCUAUUUUUGGUAAAUCUAUUAAAUCUGAAUAAUUUUAAAAUUCAUAUACAGUUCCUUACAGCCAAAUUUGAUGGUAUUUUCCAUAGAGAAUGCAACAUUUUUCUCUACUACCUAAAUGGGCACUGGCUGUAGCUUUUUUGUGGAGAUGAAUUUCAAAACAUAAUAUAGUCAUAAAAUUUUUAUUUUUACUUUUUUUCUUCUACAAUAUGGACUUCUGUUGUUGUUAUUUGGAAAGUUGUUCAAUAAAUCUUAAACUCAUAUAAUUAAACACCAUUUUGAAUCUCACUUAAGACAAGAGGCUUUUUUUUGUAUGGGAAGGCAUCAGCCUAUGUACAGUGAAUUUAAUAAACCUAAGUAUUAUCAGAUUUUUUGCACAUUGUAGCUCAAUAAAGUCUGAAUCAGCUGUUCCAGAUUUUCUUUAUCCAUGUUUAGAAAUGUAAGUUUGUAAAAUCAGUGUCUUACCUUUUUGAUACAAUAGAUUGUGGCAUUUUUUGUCAGUUUUUUUUAAUACAACAAGGAGCGCUUUUCUUUUUUUAUUUUUCAGGGAAGGGAUUAACAUUUAAUUCUGUUUGUUUACAUUUUACAUUACUGUUAUCCAAGACCCAUUUUAUGUUAGUUUAUAAGUAAGGUUAUAUGUAACAGAAUAAGUAUUUAUGUGAUUGACAUGACUAUUUUACUGUCUAGUUCAGUCAUUUAAGAUUAUGCUGAAAUUACCACUAUGGGGAUGAAUAAUCACUAUUCACCAAGCAUAUUUGAAUAUGUAACUGUUUAAGAAAUAAGCAUAGUAACUCCUGGGUUAAUAAGAUUAUCAUAGUUUUUUGUUUUCCCCUAGGAAACAUAAUUAUUUCAGAGUAUUUCUUAUGGAAUACACUCAUAAAAAGGACUUUGAGGAAUUGUGGAUAGUGAAUAAUACAUUUCUCUAAUAAAAAUUUAAAUUGUGUAAUAGUUUUAUAAUAAAGUAUUUACAUUAAUACUUUAAUAUGGAUGGAAAUUGUUGCAUAGAUUCAAAAUGAAUUAAAAAAUCAAUGGUAAAAUGGUAAAUAUUUUAUCCAGGUAGUUUUUUAAAAAACAGUUAUGAAAAUGUGUAUUAAAUGGCUCUGUCAUGGAGCUUGUGGUAUUUUCAACUCAGUAUUCAUUCUUCUUUGUGUGUCUGGAAAGACUGUACUUACUAUGCCUCUUUACACUACAGUUUGCUCUUGUGUUCAACCGAGUAAGAACUUUUUUCUUAAUUUUGAUUGGAUAUAAUUUCAUAUUUUAUGAUUUUCCAAUAUGUUCUUCAUAGCAUCUCUAAAAAGUAUAUAUCAAGUUUAUAACAUAAGAACAGGAAUUAAUUUCUAGAGAUAUUUAAGUUGUAAUUUCAUUGCUUCGUGCAACUGAAAAAACAUUUGUUUCUAGUAAUUGGAAUGUUUUAGAAAAUUUAGGAUGAAAGGAAAUGGUAAAACAAUGAAAGAAUUUUAUUUGUGCAAUUACAGAAAUUGUGUCCAUUAUUUUAAUGUGCCAUUAUUUUAGUACCAUUUUCACUUCUCAGUUUGGCAUUUGUUACCUUAAAACUUAAUUUGCUUUAAAAAUUUGUAAUACUUUGUAAUAAUCUUUCUUAUCCGGUGCCUUCAACCCUGAUUUAAUGUAUUUGUAUCCUCGGUUAUCUUUUCUCUUACAUCCUGUAAUGUUGUUUUCAUAACCUAGGAGACAUCAGUUUCUUUUUAAAAAAAUUGUCAGUUUGGUCAUCUAAAGAGGUAGCAAUUGUAUAUUAAUGCUAUGGGAAGACAAGUAGGGUUGCCUCUGGAGGCUAGAUUUCUUAGGUUAUUCAGAAAUAUUUAUUGGAUAUCUACCAUGUGCCAGACAUUUUUAGGCCCUGGGUAUAAAGUUGUGAACCAAUCAGACAAAUCCCUGUCUUAUUUCCAGUAUUCUCUCUAAAUGGGAUGGGGGCUUAAUUAAAAGAGAUAUAGAGAGAUAGGCAUUUAAAGA